Fusarium oxysporum Fo47 is the source of this 909-nucleotide messenger RNA. RefSeq names its product zinc-binding alcohol dehydrogenase family protein. Gene Ontology annotation, molecular function: oxidoreductase activity, acting on NAD(P)H. NCBI's taxonomy places the organism in Eukaryota, Fungi, Ascomycota, Sordariomycetes, Hypocreales, Nectriaceae. Bases 1 to 909 code for a protein of 302 amino acids. The record is from RefSeq and is a predicted model, not a curated record. The transcript is spliced from 4 exons.
AUGCCGACCAAUCGAGCUGCUUGGAUCAGGGGACCAAAGUCCUAUCCCUUGGAAGUGGGGCCAGCUACGUUUCCGACUCCGAAGUCGGGUGAGGUUAUCAUCAAGGCCCAAACCUAUGCUCUGAAUCCAGUCGAAUGGAAGGUCCAAUACUGCAUUGGCUUGGGAGUAAACGACCCAGCAUUUGGUGGUUUCCAGCUCUACCCUACUCUGUUUGCUUCGUUGGUCUGUCCAAUUCCGGACAGUCUGAGCUUCGACGAGGCAGCUGUGGCUCCCCUUGCUGUGACCACGGCAGCGGUGAACCUAUACCACCGCUCUCACCUAGGCUUACCACUUCCAAGCCUAAACCCUCAACCCAGUGGCAAGGCCAUUUUGGUCUGGGGCGGAUCAUCUUCAGUCGGUUCUACGGCUAUUCAGUUGUCUGUCGCUUCUGGACUGGAAGUAAUAAGCACGGCGUCGAAGCUCAAUCAUAGCCUCGUCAAAUCCGUUGGUGCGACUACCGUCCUUGACUACAAAAGUCCAACCAUUGUGCAAGACGUUGUGUCUGUGCUGUCAGGUCGUGAACUUGUUGGCAUCUUUGACGCUAUUUCAGAGCCAGAAUCCAUGAGACCUGUCAGCGAAAUCCUCGAUCAAGUUGGCAGCCACAAAGUUGGUCUUGUGGUGCCACCAACAAUCGAGUUGUCCAAGAACUUCAUCCCCACAUUGUCACUUGCAUUUGAGAUCUUGAAUAAUGAUGAAAGCAAGGUUUUGAACCACAUAUGGCAGGAAUUUCUGCCCGAAUCUAUUCGCCGAGGUAGCUUCCAACUCCAGCCUCCCCCGGUCAUUGUUGGCAAGGGCCUUGGUGACAUCCAGCAAGGACUAGAUAAGUUGAGAUCUGGAGUCUCAGGGCAAAAGUUUAUCGUGCACGUCUGA